Molecule: messenger RNA, 6523 nt
Organism: Poeciliopsis prolifica (blackstripe livebearer)
Lineage: Eukaryota; Metazoa; Chordata; Actinopteri; Cyprinodontiformes; Poeciliidae
Gene: arhgef12a
Product: Rho guanine nucleotide exchange factor (GEF) 12a
Exons: 40
Coding region: 1569-5945 (1458 amino acids)
Biological process (GO): intracellular signal transduction; G protein-coupled receptor signaling pathway
Cellular component (GO): cytoplasm
Molecular function (GO): G protein-coupled receptor binding; guanyl-nucleotide exchange factor activity
Source: RefSeq, a predicted model, not a curated record
UGUAAGCUGUUUAACAGUGAUGUUUGCUACAACGCUGUGAUGCAACUGAGCAUUUUUUCCCAUCUCCCGGCGGAAGUGGUCAGUGGAAGCGUUACUGGACUCCAACUGGUAGCGGGGCUAGGGCGUUGCUAGCGGCAGAAAGUGGGAUUUUUUUUUUCUCGCUACCUUUCCUCAAGUUAUAGUCUUCUACUAGCCGCGUCUUCCAUCGGAAAACGGCGCCUCGCGUUGCGUUCGCCAAAAGUUUCCGGGCCUCUCCCGAGGCUUUCGGUCGUUGUUUACAGGGGGGGGGGAGCGGUGAAUAGUUUGUGUCCCGUUAGCUGGCCGCGUAGCUAACCCGCUUUUCCAUCCACGGGAAUUCUGCCGAGAAACGACCGAAUUCUGGAAACAUGGAGUCAAGCGACGUAGCGCUGUGCUAACCGAGCUCCGCUGGAUUUUCUCUUUGCUCCCGGAGACUUUUCGACACGGAGACAUAUCACAAGUUAGUCUGGACUCGAGAGGGUGUCGUUACAUGUUAAUUUUUUUCCGUCGCGGCUCUGGCUGAUUGUGGUGAACGGGAGUUUGCACUCGAAACAAGAGCACACACGAAGCAAAGUUUUUUUUUCUUCUUCUUUCUUUUUUUUUCUUUUCUUUUUUUGGCUCAUCUGUUUUGUUUGCUGGUAGCAGGCGAGAUUUGACCCCACCAGUUUACCGUGAGAAAGGAUUCCCCCCACCCCCCCAAAAAAACAAACCAACCAACUGUAUUUCUUCUUUCAUAUGUAUAAAUAUGAUCAUCUUAAGCUUUGUUUCUUAAUCUCAACGUAUAGCCGCGGUUGUUUUGCUAACUUGUAACGCGGCUCGUUGGUACUCGGCUACCGGGCGAUUCUCAUGAUCACGGGAGAGUCGCUCCCGCAGCCACAGACAGGCGUUUCUGGGAACAGGGAGCACCAGAUGGGACUGCAGGAAUUUCCAGCAUCUUGAAAGAUCAUUUAGGCACCGAGGCCACUCGUAGCCGAUCGAGGGGUGGUGGCAGACGGACUGCGUCGCUGGGCCGAGGUUGUUUGGUUGCUGCGUUUGGAUUGUUUACACGUUUCCUACCGGCGGAAGCUGGGGAUGUGAAUGCAAAAAAAAAAAAAAAAAAAAAAAGAGUCUCGCAAGGAGUUCAUGCAUGCACGGCAACUUGUGCCAGCUGGAGCUGUUUUUUUUCUAUUUAUCAUUGCUGGCAAACAACAGCAACAAAAAGCUCUACACUGUAAGGUCCUGGCUGCUGUUUCAUUUCGUCAAGGAUUACCUGAAACAGGAUCAACCAGUCAGUGUUUUAUUCGAUUUUUUUUUAUUAUUCGAUAUAUAUUUUUUUCUUAUUUAAUUUUUGGACGUGUCUUGCAGCAACUUAACAGUUUUUUUUGUUUUUGUUUUUUAACCAAAGGGAGUUGAUUCUUAGCCCCGCUUAUAAAAAUUAAAAAUAAAAAUAAAAAAAUCCUUGCCUCCUCAAAGACGAAUGCCGGAGAAAGACGCUCCAGGAAGCCAGGUCACCAAGCUCUGGAAAAUGCUAAUGGGAUAUAAUUUGCUGCAAAUCUAGAACCGGAAGCCCAAUGAGUGACCCACAGUUCAGUUCCACUGACAGGUUUACCAAGAAAGCGAUAAGAACCAGCAGCAUUCUCAGUAAGGACCAUCCCCCAGACAAGAAACCCAAAAGUGACAAAGCUUCACUUCCCUCCAAUGAGUUUGACCCUACAGAAGCUCUGGUGGUGGAGAAGAGUGGCAACAACAGUGUGCUUGCAGAGGGAAAGCCUGAAUCCUGUGGUCUGGUCCAGCGAUGUGUGAUCAUUCAGAAAGAUGAAAAUGGCUUUGGGCUUACCGUCAGUGGUGACAACCCUGUGUUUGUGCAGCUGGUCAAAGAAGAUGGGGCUGCAAUGCGGGCAGGUGUUCAGACGGGAGACAGGAUCAUCAAGGUUAACGGGACCCUUGUCACACAUUCUAACCACACAGAAGUAGUGAAACUUAUCAAAUCGGGCUCCUACGUGGCGCUCACGGUUCUGGGGCGCCCUCCAGGGCUCGCUCAGAUUCCGUUGCCUGAAACAGAGCCUGACAUCUUGGGUGUUAGCAUAUCCUCUCCAAACUCUCCAGCAACAGAGCGCCCCUACAGUCCUCAGGACCACCUCUCCCCCUUCCAACCAUCUUGGGAAGAAAACGGCAGUGCCUGCAACCAGAGGUCUGAUGUUUUGCAAAAGAAGCUUUCAAAAGAACAGCAGGAUCUACAGGCAAUGAAAGAGGAGUACAGCAGGAACCGCUCCCCCAAACUACUGAAGGACAUCCAGGAAGCGAAAAAACACAUUCCUCACCUGCAGGGUCAGCUCUUAAAGUCCACUGAAACAGCACAGGAGGCUGAUUCAGGUGGCGAUGCAGACGACAGCAUCACGUAUGAAACGGAUCGCACACACACCCCUAAAGCAGACAAUAGCACAGAUCUAUCCUGGACCAGCACUCCCAUAUUUAGAGCAGCGACUCCAGAAAGCCAUUGUUCAAAAGAGCUCUCCUACCCCAGCCCAAAGAGCACACCCCGAAACAGCUUCAACUCCUGCCACUCCCCAGAGACGGAGGACACCACUGACCUGGACUCUCUGUCACCCUCCGCACUCAGUAGUCCCUCCUCUUCUCGCGUUAUCUCGCAAAUUAUUGGAGCUGAAGAUGACUAUUUUGGUCGAGACCAAGAGCAGACAAACGGCCAGUGUGACAGCUUUAACAGUAUUGAGCAGCUCAAGUCUCGCCCUGCUCACCUCGCAGCCUUCCUGCAUUAUGUCAUCUCUCAGUUUGAACCUGCUCCUGUGUUGUGCUACCUCUAUACCGAGCUCUACAAGCAGACCAACUCCAAAGAGACCCGACGGGUUUUCAUGGACCUCCACAAUUUUUUUAUGGACCGGGGAGCAAAUUUAAAGGUUCCUGUUCCUGAAUCUGUUUCCUCUGAUCUUGACCGGCGGCGGACGGAGCUGAUACCAGAGGAAAUAAAUAGGCAACAUGUUCAAACACUGCAGGACUCUCUGCUAGCUGACGUUGAGAAACACCUCGAGGACUUCAGACAGAAGCGCAAUAUGGGCCUAACGGUGGCUGAAGCUGAGUUGGCCAGACUGGACCAAGAGAGAGUCCGAGAUCGUGUCACGCUUGAGCGAGAACGUUCAUACGCUGAAAACAUCAUAUCUAAAAUAGAUGACAUUCUUUUAACUACUCAGAUGACAGAGGAAGACAAAUGCACCACAAUACAGUUUGUUAUUUAUACAUACAUGAAGCACCUCGGUGUGAGGGUUAAAGAGCCUCGAAAUCUGGAGUCCAAACGGGGUCUGAACCGUCUUUUCCCUAAGAUGAAGGUACCACGUGUGCUUCUGGCAUAUCAAACGUUCUCCCUCACCUUUGUCAAGCGUGUAACACUUUGUCUCCUCCUUUUCUUUAAGCAGAAAAGUAUUAAAACAGAUAAAGAAGUUGAUGACAGAUUAAAAAAGAAAUUUUUAAAUCUUGUACCUCAGCGUCGACCCUCGGCAGCAGGCAAAAACCUGGACAAUCGCCCCAGGCCUCAGAAACAGCUGUCUCAGCCAACGCUAGGAGUGGUUGAGCUCAUGGAUAACAGUCGUCUGAGGGGCAGCCAGUCCAGUGAGGGCCCCGAACUCACUCAUUCCUUGUCGGUCUCAUCUCCAAGUAACACCAUCUAUGGUGUGGAUGCAAACCGAGAUACUGACAUUGUUUCAGGUGGGACUCCAACAUCAGCCCCCUCCAGGCUGAGUGACGGUCUUCAGCCUGAUCCUCUGGAUGGAUUAGCAUUCCCUGAUUCAGCUGAGCUUUAUCCCAUGGAGAAGUUACAAGAAGAUGACAGAGAAAGUGACAGAGCUCAUGACGGGACACCAAAGGCGGUUAGAAGACUUGAGGCAUUGGGUAUUGGAGACGUCCAGAGCGAGGAUGAUCAGGGGACAGACUCUGAGCUCGAUCCCCACAACUGGCAGCAUCUGGUGGGACGAGAGGUCCUUGCAGGACUCAGGCCUCAAGAGAUUAAGAGACAAGAAGUUAUAAAUGAGUUGUUUUAUACAGAGCGUGCACAUGUAGGGAUGCUGAAAGUUCUGGAUGACGUUUUCUACCAGCGGCUUUCCAAAGACGCAAUCCUUCCUCCGGCUGACAUCAAGAACAUCUUCACCAACCUGGAAGAGGUCCUGCAGCUGCAUGUUUCAAUAUUUGAGCAAAUGGCAGCCAUACGGAAGAGAAAUGAUUCGUUGGUAAUAGAUCUAAGGGGGGACGACUUGCUCUCGUGGUUCAGUGGUGCCGAGGUGGAGAAGAUCAAGCAGGCAGUGGGGACAUUUUGCAGUAACCAGCCGUUUGCACUGGAAAUUAUCAAGACCAAGCAGAAGAAAGAUUCGAGGUUCACCUCAUUCAUUCAGGAGGCAGAGAGUAACAGACAGUGUCGAAGACUACAGCUAAAGGACAUGAUUCCUGUUGAGAUGCAGCGGCUCACCAAGUACCCCCUGUUGUUAGACAACAUUGUCAAAUACACAGACGAUCCAAUGGAGAAGCACAAAGUUAAGCAGGCAGCAGACUGCUGUAGAAAAAUCCUUAGUCACGUCAACCAGGCCUUAAAAGAGUCUGAGGACAAACAGAAAUUAGAGGACUACCAGAGAAGACUGGACCUCUCCUCUCUAAAGCAGACAGACAACCCAGUGAUCCUCGAGCUAAAGAACCUGGAUUUGACCAAGAAGACACUGAUUCAUGAGGGCUCUCUGUCAUGGAAAAUGAACAAGGACAAGACUAUUGAGCUGUACACGCUCCUCCUGGAGGACAUUCUUGUUCUGCUACAGAAACAAGACGAGCGUCUGAUCCUAAAAUGUCACAGCAAAAUCCUGGCAGGCACCCCAGAUACAAAACAUACCUUCAGCCCCAUCAUUAAACUCAACACUGUUCUGGUGCGCUCUGUGGCUACAGACAACAAGUCCUUCUUCGUUCUCUCCAUGUCUGACAACGUCGCACAGAUCUACGAGCUCAUGGCGCCCACAGUCUCAGAUCAGAAAACGUGGCAGACUCUGAUCUCCCAAAGAGCCGAUACCAUGAAGGUCAAACCACACAGCAUCAUCUCGUUACCUCAGACUGAUGGGGAGAGAGACGGCGUGGAGAUCAUUACUGCAGGUGUUUCCAGACUGAGCAGAGAACGAGACCGCACAUCCACUGGCAGCACGCAGUCCACAGAUAAAGAGAGUGGCCCGGCCUCUAGAAGAACCCUGCAAGGUUCUCUACCUGCUGGUAACCCAUUUGAGGAAGUGAAAGCAGACAUAGAGGAAGAGGAAGGUUUUCUGGACCCAGAGCUUUCGUGUGAAGUAUCUGAAGUUGACAGAGAAGGAGACUCGUUCGAUUUGUUCCCCUUAAGGGCAGACGAAGCACUAAAAACAUUGGCCGCAUUAAAGCAAGUCCUGGUGAACCAGCUGAUGUCCCAGGAGGCAGCACAACAAACCAAACGUUCCACGGGAGUCCGUCUCCUAAGAACCACCUCUUUGCGGACGCCGACAGACAACCGCGCAAAGGUGAUGGUUCACAACGGCUCCGAGAAGAGCAGCUCCAAGGCAGAGGACCUGACUCAGGACCUGGGUUCAGGGGACACUGGAUUCUUUGAUUCUCCUGAAGACUAUGGAUGUUUAGUCCUGGAGAGUUACGGAGGACAAGAGGAGAGCAGCACAGACGACGACAUCCUGGCAUCAACCCAAGGGAAACAGCUGAGGACCUCACAAGGCUGUGUGGCCGACUCCGGCAUCAAUUUGAGAUUUUCUUCAACGUCACAGUUCGGCAGCCUCUCCACUUUCAGCAGACAGGUGUUGUCUCACCUUAGACAUCUUCAGACCAGCCUCGGCUAUUUAAAGGAAGUUGAGACCAAGUACAAUAAUCUAAUACGCCAAAGGAUGGACAGGUCAUCCACAGACACAGAUGGAAACAAAGAUAAAAGAUAGUGUGGAUGUCAACGCCGCGGCUUUUGACUUUGGUACCAUGGAAGAAGUACCGACUCGCCGUCUGUUCUUUCUUCUCGAGUCCCGGACUUUCUGGACGUCGUAUAAGCUUGUCCUUUGACUGCUGAGCUCUUCUUUUUUUUUGUCCUUCACCCACAGCCUCCGCAGGGAAUAACAGACUUAAGCGUGAAGCAAAAGGUUUUGAAGGGAGAAUUCAUUGGUGUGGUGCCAUGCCAUCCCUUCUCAGCACAAGGCGAACAGGGAAGUGGGAUUGCCCCCCGAAAACCUCAACCCCUCUCUACCAUUGAACACCAAAUUUUUUCCCUCUAAACUCCCUGCAAGAGAGAGAACUUAUACCAAAAUGUACAAAGAUGUGUGUUUAGAAUAUAUAUAUAUGAAACACAAACAAGAAAAGGAAAAUUUUAAGAUAAUGUAUUAAGAUUUUUUUUAUUCCCAAGAUGUAUUUAUUUUCUUUCUUUUUUAUUUUAUUUUAUUUUUUUUUUUAAGUGUUUCCCAAAUUGUUUGCAUGCUUUUGGCCAUGGCGUUACCUUUUUAGCUGCUUAUCCUGGUCGGGUCACACG